Molecule: messenger RNA, 1062 nt
Organism: Talaromyces amestolkiae
Lineage: Eukaryota; Fungi; Ascomycota; Eurotiomycetes; Eurotiales; Trichocomaceae
Exons: 1
Coding region: 1-1062 (353 amino acids)
Source: RefSeq, a predicted model, not a curated record
AUGGUCAUUGCAACACCUUCCCAGCUAUUUAACACUUCAUGGACGGCCCAUCGCCUCUCGCCGCUCCAUCACAGCAAGGACCAUCGAGUCUUAAUCGGCAAUCAAGAUGCACUAAAGACAUACUCCAAACGUCUACGCGAUCUGCUUACAGGCGACUUUUUACGUAGUAUGCAAGUAACUCUGACAAAGACUGUCGCUGAUGACGCGCUUAGUAAAGCAGGCGCAUUGGUUGAUUGUCGCUGGGAGUUCAUCUCGACGAAUGAUUAUCUUGAUCACAACGAAGAGGAUGAUGAAGAUGGGAAUGAGUCGCAGAUCGAGAUGGGGAGUUGUAUGGGGAUAUUCGUCACGCUUGAGUACGAGCAUAUUGCGUACAGAGCGGCGCUUCUCACAACUCCGGAUGGAUAUGCGCCAGAAUCAAAGGACAAAAGACGCAAACAGUCCACUCAUUUACCACUACUAUUAACGCGAAUGCCGACUGCGUUGCGAAAUACGUUUACUGAGUUCCUGACCUCGAGCUUUGAUGCGUAUUGCUCGACGUUGCAAUUAACGCCGAAAUUUCUGUCUAUGAUUCUAGAGGCGACGAUUACGUAUUUGGCAAGGAGUGGGAGUUCACGACAGGCGUCGAGUGUGAUUCUAGAACAGGUGCUGAAAGAGACGCAGUUGACUCUUUCUUUUGGGAGGGAAAUUGCGCCGGGGUUGAAAACGCUGGAUGUUAAUUUACCGCGUGAAACCUUGUCGACGUUUGCGCGUGGCGCACGCGACAAAACCACAUCGCAUUUCUCUACAUCUCUGGCGCAAUAUAUGGAUCAACAUCUUGCCAUGAAAGUCGACCUUGGAAACACCAAAAACGAUGCAGACGAUGUACAGCACGUCUGGCUUAGCAAGGUUGCUACAGGGACAUUUGUGUUGAACACAGAGGGCAGAUUCAAGCUUAUUGAUACAUCGACUCCCCAGAAUCAGGAGGAGGGGCAGACGAAUGUGCAGAGGUUGACUCGAUCGGCGAAUGAGCAGAUUUUGACUUCAUUGGUGCGGCGGGCUGUUGGUGAGGAUAUGAUAACGUGA